Perca fluviatilis (European perch) is the source of this 2514-nucleotide messenger RNA. It is a transcript of the gene arf2b, whose product is annotated as ADP-ribosylation factor 2b. Gene Ontology annotation, cellular component: cytoplasm; plasma membrane. The record is from RefSeq and is a predicted model, not a curated record. Bases 147 to 692 code for a protein of 181 amino acids. Gene Ontology annotation, molecular function: GTPase activity; GTP binding. Gene Ontology annotation, biological process: vesicle-mediated transport; intracellular protein transport. The transcript is spliced from 5 exons. Lineage: Eukaryota; Metazoa; Chordata; Actinopteri; Perciformes; Percidae.
CACCAUUGGCACUGCGAUUGGAGCAGGUUUGAUAGUGGGAAGUGCCUGUACGCCGGUGUCUCCCUGGUUGCGCAAGACGCCAUUUUGGAGUGACAGUGAAAGAUAACGGAAAGAUCGAGAAGCUGUCUUUCUAAAGCUUCGUCACCAUGGGGAAUAUAUUUGCAAGCUUAUUCAAAGGCCUUUUUGGCAAAAAGGAGAUGAGGAUUCUUAUGGUUGGGCUUGAUGCUGCUGGAAAAACAACCAUCUUAUAUAAACUGAAGCUUGGAGAGAUAGUCACCACCAUUCCCACCAUUGGUUUUAACGUUGAAACUGUAGAAUACAAGAACAUCAGCUUCACAGUGUGGGAUGUGGGCGGUCAGGACAAAAUCAGGCCGCUGUGGCGCCACUACUUCCAGAACACUCAAGGGCUCAUCUUUGUGGUGGACAGCAACGACCGGGAGAGAGUGAACGAGGCGAGGGAGGAGUUGUCCAGAAUGCUCGCCGAGGACGAACUCAGAGACGCUGUGCUGCUCGUUUUUGCAAAUAAACAGGAUCUCCCCAACGCUAUGAAUGCUGCAGAGAUCACAGACAAGCUGGGCCUGCACGCCCUGCGUCAGCGCAGCUGGUACAUCCAGGCCACCUGCGCCACCAGCGGGGACGGCCUGUACGAGGGCCUGGACUGGCUCUCCAACCAGCUCAAGAACCAGAAAUGAUCCAUUCCACCAGUUUUGAUUUUUGUUUGAUGUUUAUUUUUUUCUGUUUCAACACCGGCCGGCACACGGAACCAGGCCCCCCCCCCCUUUUUCGCUCCCAUCUAACCCGAUUUCCCAAACCCAGCGCUUUCUUUCAAGAACUUCCUUCAUUCCCCCGCCUCCCUCCCCCCACCCCCCCCAUCCCUCCUCCUGCUUUCUGCCCUCGUCAGUACUCUCUUGGGGUUCAAGCCUGUGCUGCUUGUGUGUGUGGGCCGUGUGUGUGUGUGUACCUUGUGUGUUCAGAGAGAGAGUGUGUGUGUGUGUGUGUGUGUGUGGGUGUGAAGGCGUCUCUGUGUAUGUUGGCUGGGAUUGGGAGUAACCCUGGCGUGCCUUUUACACACCUGUGGAAUCAGCAGUCUGGUUUUCAAGCCCCUUUCUCCAUCCACCAAACUCAGCCUCUGCCCCACUCAGCCUACCCCCACUCCAAGUCUUGCACGGCCCCCUACUCCCCCACCCUUACUCUCCAGGGGAAGCAUGGUUUUCAUAACGCAAAGAAAGAGCAAGGGUGCAAGCUCCCCCCCCCCCCUCCCUGUAGUAUAUAUCUAUGUUAACUAGAAAUGUUCACCUGAUGUAGACUGAAUGCUAAAUGUUCAUUUUAACCUCUUUUUGAUUUUGAAACCUCAAACCCACCAGUAAGAGAUUCAGUAAAUUGCAUCUUAACCUGUAUCAGGUCGAAGCAAAUCAAAAAAAUGGAAAAAAGGAAGAAAAAAAAAAAAAUGCCCAUCCUCGAUCAUUCUGGUGUCAUUUGAAAAUCAUGCUGUUUUUGUUUUAUUAUUAUUAUUAUUAUUAUUAUUAUUAUUAUUAUUAUUAUAUUGGAAUAUAACAGAUUAUUCUUAGCAAUGGUUCUCCAGUGAACACUACCUUUCUCCCCACCAAGCGAGACCGUGAAGCACAAAGCCAACAAUUAAAAAUUAAAUUAAAUUAAAAUCUACUUUAAAAUUUAAGGAUUGGAAUAUAUGCAAUUUGACAUUUUUAAAUGGCUAGCAUUUAAUUCCCUGGAUGACAUUUGGAUUUUCGAGAUAACCUUCAGUUCUAUUAAUCAUUGUGACAGUUUAGUCCUACUCUAUGUAGGUCAGAUACGAGGUGUUGGGCAUUUCACAAACUUCAGCCGGUUAACUGAGACAGGUGUCCUGAUACAUUCACAAGCUUCACAUGUUAUUCCUUUCAGAGAUGUUACAUGUUUUGUUUUUGUUUGUUCUGUAACUAGUUUUAGCAUUUCUAUUUGUACUUUUGACUGCUGAACCAAAUGCAUUUGAGCAGUAUGACAAAUCCUGUAUAUGAAAGUAGUGCAUCCUUGAGGGGCCUGAGGCUGUUUUUCUCACUAACGGUUGGCAGUUUUACUUUUGAAAUCUGAAAGCAUCCAGUGGUCUAAUUUUUUUUUUCCUGGUUGGGAUUGAAGGAUUGGCACCAAAUAUGAAGGCUCUUUAACUGUGAACGGUCCAGACAUGAAGAAAAGGGGGGGAAACCUAGUUUUCGAAUGUCUGGGCGUUGACAGGCUACUACACAUUAUAGCGCCGCAUUCUUCAUGACUGAAAAGACCAACGCAGCAAGUACUCCUGUCAGUGGCUCGUCGGUGAGCUGGAAGGACUUGGUGGUAGACCUCUUAAAGGGGGAUAGGUGUGCAGUUAACUGGUCGUGAGAUUCAGCGGGCGUUCUCAGUGUCGAAACCAUGGGGGUUAAGCUGGCACUUCUGUCGAGAAUGAUUGUAAAUCUGUACGUUCCCCUGUAAACUGUUUCUGUGGGGAUUUCCUGAACACAUUAAUAAACAUGAUUUGAUCCAACA